AUGCUAUCAAUUAUAGCCAAAUUAUUCGAUCCUUUGGGUUGGAUCUCACCAUGCAACAUCACUGCAAAGCUUAUGAUGCAGCGUUUAUGGGAGCUUCGCUGCGACUGGGACGAUCCAAUUCCAGCUGCUUUGAAGAAAGAUUGGGAUGCUUUUCUCCGAGAACUCCAUCUGAUCGAACGGCUGCGGAUUCCAAGAUGGAUCCAGUUGAGCAAGACGAAUAAGGCGAUCGAGCUACAUGGAUUUUGCGAUGCUUCUAUGAAGGCUUACGGUGCAGCAGUGUACGUACGAGUCCUGGAUAGUAAAGACAAAAUUCAUGUCAAUCUUCUUUUGUCAAAGAAUAAGGUAGCUCCAAAUCAACGUACAAUAACUCUACCUCGUCUUGAGCUUUGUGGCGCAGUAGUGUUGGCAGAGUUGUUACAAUACACCAAGGAAGUGCUAGCAAUUCCAAAUGUGAAGACGUACGCAUGGACAGAUUCCACAAUUGCACUUGCCUGGAUACGUGCCACUCCCGCCAAAUGGACCACAUUCGUAUCCAACCGUGUGUCGGAAACCCAGCGGUUAGUGGGGAUCGAUUGCUGGGGACAUGUCGGAACGCUUCAUAACCCAGCCGAUCUGGCGUCCAGGGGUGUAUAUCCAUCGGAACUGGAGUCACUUACGUCGUGGUGGAAUGGUCCAGAGUUUCUGCGAAAAAAAUGGGUAUUCGAUCUUCCAGAUCAACCCACCGAAAUAGACGUUGUAGAAGAACAACGCACAAUAAAGGCAUUCACUAUACAUGCGAAAAAAAGUGAUAGCAUAUUACAGACUAUCUACAACUUUUCGAGUCUUCUCAAGUUUAUAAGAAUUAUCGCCACCUGUUAUCGUUUCAUAACAAGAUGUCGACCCAAGUUGGGACCUAAUACAGGAUCACUUAAACCAAGAGUUGGAAAUUGUCCUCCUAUUCAUCGUCAAAGCAGCACAAAAGGAAAUGUUUGA
Molecule: messenger RNA, 972 nt
Organism: Eupeodes corollae
Lineage: Eukaryota; Metazoa; Arthropoda; Insecta; Diptera; Syrphidae
Exons: 1
Coding region: 1-972 (323 amino acids)
Source: RefSeq, a predicted model, not a curated record